This is a messenger RNA of Amphibalanus amphitrite, 3913 nucleotides long. RefSeq names its product ataxin-2-like protein. Gene Ontology annotation, biological process: cytoplasmic stress granule assembly. Gene Ontology annotation, cellular component: cytoplasmic stress granule. The transcript is spliced from 10 exons. Gene Ontology annotation, molecular function: RNA binding. Lineage: Eukaryota; Metazoa; Arthropoda; Thecostraca; Balanomorpha; Balanidae. The record is from RefSeq and is a predicted model, not a curated record. Bases 207 to 2708 code for a protein of 833 amino acids.
GGCGUGUGUUGUUUACAAGCGCUUGGAACCGGGCGCGGGAAAGUUUCGAGUGAUAUUUACCUGCUCAUUAACUGUGUUUUAGUAUUUGAUAUUAGAACGCAAGGUUUUCAUAGGUAAGAGUCGAAAAAAGCGUACUCUUUUAUGCCUGGUAGUCGACGCCACGCCUAUAAAUGGUGGUACGCGCCCAGAAAUAACUGAUCAAGUUAAUGCAUUUCCGCGGCGAAGGCGAAAAGCAGGCUAGCUUCCACUCAGAGAUAGCGACCAAGACCUACACAAACAGUGGAAUGAACAGCAGCCAGGGAGGCCGGCCGAGGCGGCCGCGGAGCUCCAACGCGCCCCACUCGGGCGGCGGCUCCAGACACGGUCGGCCGCGGGACUCUCGUGGCAGUCAGGACCGGCCGCCAGCGGAGGCCUCCGGGGUGUACGCCAACGCCCAGUACGCGCACGCGCUCACCUCCAUCCUGGGAUGCCCCGUGCGGGUGACCACAACGAACAACGAAGUGUUCGAGGGCAUUCUGAAGGCGCUGUCGAAGGAGAACAACUUCGUGCUGGGCAUGGUGCACCCGCUGAACCGAGAGGAGCCGAAGCGGAUCGACCCGCGUGAGGUCCGCGAGGAAUGUAUCUUCCUCGGCGAACAGGUGGCGCAUGUGACCGUCACCAAUGUGGACAUGGAGUACGCCACCAAAAGCGGGUUCCAGACUGACGGCGCCAUCACGGGCCGCACCAAUGGCUCUGCGGGGCACAAGGAGCUGCAGCCGUGGAUCGCGGACGAUGCCGCCACCGACCACCUGGUCUCUCUGGACGAGGCGAACGGCUGGGACGCGCGGGACAUGUUCCGCAUGAACGAGAAGAAGUACGGCGUCCGCUCGACGUUCGACCAGACGCUGGCCGGCUACACCACGCCGCUGGAGCGCGUCUCGCACGACCAGCACGAGCGUGCCGCGCGCAUCGCGCACGAGAUCGAGCGCUCGAGCACCUCCCGUCAUCGCGCCGACGCCGAGAAUGGAGACGAGGAGGCGGCGUUCGCGGCGGUGUCGCGGCCCGGCCAAGAUGGCCGCGGAGACCGCUACGUGCCUCCCGCGCGCCGGCCGGUCCGUGAGAUGCGCGAGCCGCCGCGUGGAGGACCGCGCGGACCGCCGCCGGGCGCCGGAGGACCGCGCGGUCCGCGGCCCGGAUCGGCCGGCGGACCUCCGCAUCAGCAGCAGCGCCAGACGCACCACGGCCGGCCGGGCUCCGGGCGUACUCCCAGCCGGGGCCGCGAGGACCGCACUCCGGACGGGCCCCCGCCGCACGGACCGACCGCGCCGCCGGCACAGAGUCCCAGCAGAGAGCAGGAGCCGGCGCCGGAGACGGCCGCCGCCUCGCCAGCUGAGCAGCGCGGCGAGCCCCGCUCCCAGCCGGCCCAGUCCCCCCGCGGCCCGGCAAAGACGCUGGCGGGCCUGAAGGACUUCCAGGAGAACUUCGUCCUGUCAGAGGAGGCCUCGUCGGCUGCCGCACCGACGGCUCCCGUACCCGCAGAGAAACAGGACAAACCUGAGAAGCCGGAACCGGCCCGCGGGGAGGAGGGCUCCAGUCCCGCACCGCCCACCGGCGCGGCGGCCGCCGAUACUUCACCUGGCGAGACUUCAGCUGCGGGUGGCACUCCGACGACCCCGGCCACUACCCCGGCUCCAGAGGAUACCAACAAGCUAGCCGACUCGCUGUCCAAGUCGAAACUGAACCCGAACGCCAAGGAGUUUACCAUGAACCCCAACGCGAAGGCCUUUACUCCUUUCACGCCGCCAACGGUGUCAAUGGCGAUGGGUUAUUCGCCGGAGCCGGCGCGCGCCAUGACCCCUCAGACGGCUCCUCUGUCGCUCAUCUCAUCGCCUGGCCAGCCGCCGUUCAACUACAUCAUGGGCCCGCAGUCGUUCGCGGCGCCUCAUCAGAUGCACCAGCCGCCCCGGCCGCACAAACAGAGAGGAGGGGAGUACCCGAUGGGCGGCGUGGCGCACCGUCCCGAGGCGUCACCGAUCCAGGUGGCCGCCGUCACCGGACCUCCCCUGAUGGCCACCUCGCCGCUGUCGGGCCACCCGCCGGGACAGCAUGUGGGCGUGCCAAUGCCGCCCAACAGCAUGAUGCCGCACGGCUACCCGGCGCCGGGACAGCAGGUGUUUUUCCGCAUGAUGCCGACCUCUCACGCGGCGAUGUACCAGCAGCAGCCGCAGCCGAUGCCGCCGCCGCACCAGCAGCAGCCCGGCCCUCAGCACCAGCAGCACCCGGGCCCGUCCGGCGGCUACGACGGCCAGCCGGGGCCGCCGCCGGCGCCGCACCAGACGCUCGGCUACAGCAUGGUGCCGCCGCAGGCGGGCGGUCCGGGCGGCGGCCAGGCUGGCGGCCCCGGCGGCGGAGGACUGAUGUACCAGCUGGCGCAGGGAGGUGGCGGGCCCGUCUACACACCCACCAGUGUGUACCUGAUUCCCGGCCAGCCCGGUCAGCAGAUGGCGCCCCAGUUCACCGUGAUGCAGCCGCAGCCGCCGCCUGGUCCCGCCACCACGCCCACCUCGUCUCAGAUGCCGAUGGGCGUGCCGAUGACGCCGCAGCAGUACUAUAACUUCCAGCAGGCGCAGGGCCACCACCCCGGCCAGCCGCCGCAGCCGCCGCAGCAGCAGCCUUACGGUCCUGGCUCGGGUCAUCCCAUACCGCUAGUGCCUCAUAUGAACCCGUGACGCUGACGCAAGCGCCGCUAGACGCGGAAAAGGGACUCAGUGCAACGCGAACCGGCCGGGGAGGGGGAAGGGAUGGGUGGGGAGGGCAGGGACGGGGCGCGCGUGUUUCGACGAGCGAGAGGGCGAGAGAAAGGGCACGGAGCAACCGUGUGUGUGGCAGAGUGAGUGAGAGGGUGGGUGAGAGCGCGCGCGCCGACCGCCGGGAGGGUGGUGUUUUGUACGAUGCCGCCGUGUGAUCCGUCUAAGGUGCGUUCUGUCCGGUGUGCGUUCUGUCCAGACAGUCCAUUGCGCGGUGCGGCGCGGUGUGAGCUCGGAGAGAGCUCCGAGAGAGGCGCAGGGAGCUGCGAGUUUUGUUGAUCGCCGCGGCAGACUGCGCCCUGCUGCGGCGGAGGCCCGUGAUCCGCCGGGCGGGCGGGCCGAACUGAACCAGGGAGUGGCGCUCGAGGGACGCCGCACGGGUGGAGUUUGUACACGCACCGAGACGCGCCGAGAGUGACACGAGUUAGUGACGUCAUCAAUGAUGUCAUCGGUAACUAGCGCUGUCACCGGGGCGCGAGGGAAGCGGCUCUAGGAAAUGUGCGCCGCUGUGCCACCCGGUGAUUGUCGUGGCGGCGACGUUAGCGAAAUAUGCACAGUGAUGUACGCCGCGGCGCGGUCGCGGAGGGAACCACUAGUUCCCCAACUGAGCGCUACGCUGCGCUAGUGUAGCGCCGGCCCGCGGGGCCACUGUCCGCGCCCGAGAAGCGCCUUGAUCCAGACAGAUCUCGAGGUUGACCUGGGCCCAGACGGGCCGACAACCUCUAUAUAGACUAUUCCAGCCUCACCAACCACGAACCAAGACGAGGCACUGCGCUGCCUUUCCCCUGCUGCUCGCACAGAGUAGAGUGCGUCGUAACGAGACCUUCUGUCACGAGGACAGAUCUGUCGUGCGCACCUACAUCCCACCCGGCCCCGAGUAACCCGGGUGGUUCACCUGGCAGUGUCUGCGCGCCAAAGAAGUUUUAUUUUCACGCUGGCGUUCUCACCAACUGCUGGUCGGUAUAGAAGGUUCGCUUCUCAAGUUUGGAUGCGAGACUUGAGAUGCAUUGUGCCGGAAUGGCUGAAGAAAGUUUUUUUACUCGGCUCACCGAAUACAGUUUGGAUUGCUAUGCGUUUCGGCCCUGUGGCUUGGGACGUCCGGAAUAAAAAAGAAAAUAUUGAACAAA